AUGCGCAUAGAGCACGCCGGCUCCUCUAUUUCUUUCGAGGGUGAUACUAACUUAACCACGUCCACCUCAGAUGUCGCGACCAGUAGCCACCUUGACAACGACCCUGAGGCCAGCUCCAUGGUGUCUGGCAGUCUAGCUGGUGCCGGCGAUCGGCCGCCUGACGAUCUUAUGGAGUCUAUCGAGGUUGGAGGACCAGCAGUUAGGACCGGGCCAGUUACAAGCGGUGUACUCAAGUUUAAAGCCGUUGGUUUGACAGGAUCUGGUGUCGGGCCUGCAAAGAUGCCUACUGGUCGAUUGACAGCCAAUCGACACAUACUCCCACCCUCUACCAGAGGAUCUUCCCAAGGACCUGUAGUCCGCCGACAACAAGGGCGUCGGUUACCAACCAGUCGGCCAGAUUGCAAUGUAUUAGAAGCUAGCUCUCCACUGGCCAACUCUAAAUUAGCCAAUAUGAUGCGUUCAGCGCUGGUAAAUGUCACUUCCGGCGAAACUGUUGUCGCCGGAGGCAGUAAUGUCGACGGAGAUCCAGCCAAGUUGCAAUCAUAUCGUUCUAGGCCGCCUGCCGACAACCUGAGCCCUGGCUUUGUAGGCGGUCGAAGACGCCAUCGCAUUCCAGCCACUGAAGAUGACUUUGAGGAGGAGGAUAGUGAUGAGGCUCGUCUUCUUUCACGAGCGACACCAUUGUCUCUAUUAUCAGGGCAAGCUGGCGCUCGACAGUCACUUUUGCUCACUGUAAACGAAGAAAAUGAACUCGUUUUAAUGCCUGUCUCGCCGAUUCCGGAUCCUGUCACUACCUCAUCCACUUCCAGGACCCCAUUAAAUGUCUUGCCUGAACUGAGUCACAGCCAGGCAUUACUUGACUCACCGCGAGUUUUAAAGCCAUCUAACUUUGGUGCCAACAGUUUCUCAGCUGGUCUGAAUCGGUCGCAAGCACAACCAGUUUCUCAGCCCCGGAUACGCAAUCUUCGGCGACAGCCGGUAAAUCGUCUUAGAAGUCGAUUAACCAAUGCUCAAGAUGUACCAGCUAAUCUUGAUGUUUCAAAUUCAUCUUCGACCUCUUGUCAUGACGUUGAAUUGCCGCGAGUAGUUCCUAUGCAUGUCACUUGCCUAUCCAGUGGUGAGGAGGAGGAUUCGGAUACAGAUUUCGACAGAAUUCAUGCAAUCAAUGCUCUAUUGGCAGAAGAGGACGAGGAUGGCGAAACGGUAGGAGAGACGGAUCAAAGCCUGAACUAUGAGCAUAGAUUGUCGGCAGAGACCAGAACCUCAAGUGGAGCAAUAAACUUUGCUGAUGGACUCCUAGGUGUAGAAGAGUCUGAAAUACUUGUUGAUGAAGCCUCCUGUUAUCAGGACGGUAUGACAGAGACUUUGCCUCUUUAUGAGGACGCUCUUCGUUUGCUUUCUUCAAAUAGGUCCUGA
Protopolystoma xenopodis is the source of this 1416-nucleotide messenger RNA. The record is from the annotation of a GenBank genome assembly. NCBI's taxonomy places the organism in Eukaryota, Metazoa, Platyhelminthes, Monogenea, Polystomatidea, Polystomatidae.